CUUCACAUCCCAUCAGCCACCCCUCAACGCCGCCAUCAUGGCCCAAAAAGCUGCCAAAACCCUCGCCGCGCGCAACACCCAAAUCCUCAACCGCACCCUCUCCGUCUCUCUCGCCGUUCACGCCUUCUAUCUGCUCGUGCGCCUCAUCCUGUUCCGCGCCUCCUUCACGCGGAACUCCUUCAUCACCUACCUCCUCCUCUGGCUGCCCGCGGCUUUCAUCCAAUUCCAAUUCGAGCGCAUUGGGCGCCCUACCUACGUCUCUGGAGCAGCCGGGGAACGCAAGGAGCUGAAAAAGAGCGGCGAUGACCUCGAGGCGAAGGGGUUGACGGAGUGGAUGUGGGAUGUGCUCUACUGGACGUAUGGGUGCACUAUCCUGGUGGCCGUAUUGGGGGACUGGGCGUGGUGGUGGUGGGUUGUCAUCCCGCUCUACUCCGGCUGGCUGGCGUAUACGACAUUCAUGGGCGCAAAGGGUGGAAUGGCGGGCAUGACAGACAGUGCGGGUGUUCCCCAGGGAGGGGCUAGCAAAAGGUCACAAAAGCUGGAGAAGAGGGGCGGCCAGAAAAUGCAGUACCGUUAAUGGAUUGCCCCACAUUGGGACGUCAAGGUACUGUACAUAUUAGAGGGAAAGGGCUGCUUCAAUGCAACCUAAGUGUAUAUCAAAAGCGAGUGGAUAGGCGCCCAGCUGGACAAUAGUUGCUGGGUCAUGGGGGACGAAACCUGCGCGGCCUCCACGGGGGAUUGGCCGUACGACGAAUAUAAGAUGUGGGCUUGCUAAUCAAGAUGCGGCUUCCUCGAAUAGCCUUCGCGUUCAGCAGGAGAAUCAAUCGUACAAUACAAGAACCGCAGAACCAAAUGGAUACAAGGCAGUUUCUGCCGAUAUGAUACAAUCCUACAGGAUAUACAACAAUCGCUACCUGCCCGCCAGAAAUGUUCUGGCCCAGACCGUUACUGCUAAUAUGAUACACCACCUAUCCAUCGAC
Mytilinidion resinicola is the source of this 980-nucleotide messenger RNA. RefSeq names its product DUF788 domain protein. The transcript is spliced from 2 exons. NCBI's taxonomy places the organism in Eukaryota, Fungi, Ascomycota, Dothideomycetes, Mytilinidiales, Mytilinidiaceae. The record is from RefSeq and is a predicted model, not a curated record. Gene Ontology annotation, cellular component: intracellular membrane-bounded organelle. Gene Ontology annotation, biological process: vacuolar protein processing. Bases 38 to 577 code for a protein of 179 amino acids.